Molecule: messenger RNA, 1082 nt
Organism: Medioppia subpectinata
Lineage: Eukaryota; Metazoa; Arthropoda; Arachnida; Sarcoptiformes; Oppiidae
Source: the annotation of a GenBank genome assembly
CUCAAAAGGCUAUCGAUGUUUGCAAUCAUUUGUUGAUUACAUUUAACCACAAAUCUAUACAAUUAUCUCCUCUGAAGAUAUGAUUUCCAGUGAUAUCUGAGUUGAAUAUGUGGUGAAGAGAUAGUCGUAAAUGUGAUAACAUAUGAGUUGUUGAAGAAGUGGACGACAAGGACGACGACAACUAUAAUACGAUUGGUUAGAAGUGUUGAAGUGAUCGCCAAAGAGUGUUGUGAAUGAAUAAAUUACCGAAACUGAUGCUCAAGAGUGGCACCGGAUGUCGGGAUCAGAGCCAACAACACGGCCCACAACAGCAUCCGAUGCUCUCUCCGCACAACAACCCUAAUGUCAACCAUCCUCUGAGUCCUAAUGGCAGCUAUGGAUCCGUCAAAGGCAUAGCUCAGCCCUACUCUCCGCCGCCGUCUCCCACACACACGUCGGUCACCGCCAGUCACGACACACCCCUCCUGUCGGGUCCCGAACAGACCUCUGACCCCAAUUGGCAGGCAUUCAAGACGACUGUCCGCGAGAGGAACGCCGCCCUCUUUAACAACGACCUCAUGAGUGACAUCUCCUUCGUCGUGGGCCAGAAGGGCUCCAACAGUGGUCAGCAGCGGAUCCCGGCCCACAAGUACGUGUUGGCCACCGGAAGCUCUGUUUUCUACGCCAUGUUCUUCGGAGGACUGGCCGAAGAGCGGACAGAGAUCGAGAUCCCAGACGUGGAGCCGUCGGCUUUCCUCACGCUUUUAAAAUAUAUGUAUUGCGACGAUAUAAGUCUGGAGGCGGACAAUGUGUUGGCCUCGCUAUACGCGGCCAAGAAAUAUUUGGUGCCCCACUUGGCCCGCGCCUGUGUCUCAUAUUUGGAGACCAGUCUUACGGCCAGAAAUGCGUGCAUUCUUUUGAGUCAAAGUCUACUGUUUGAAGAGCCAGACCUCAUGCAGAGGUGUUGGGAAGUGAUCGACGCUCAGGCAGAGCUCGCACUCGCAUCCGAUGGCUUCGUUGAGAUCGACUUCCAGACACUCGAAUCCAUUCUCUCGAGAGAGACACUCAACGCCAAAGAGGUCUUCAUAUUUACUCAUUUUCUC